Daphnia pulex (common water flea) is the source of this 1306-nucleotide messenger RNA. It is a transcript of the gene Smyd5, whose product is annotated as histone-lysine N-trimethyltransferase SMYD5-like. The record is from RefSeq and is a predicted model, not a curated record. Gene Ontology annotation, molecular function: protein binding. The transcript is spliced from 8 exons. NCBI's taxonomy places the organism in Eukaryota, Metazoa, Arthropoda, Branchiopoda, Diplostraca, Daphniidae. The coding region runs from base 87 to 1250 and encodes 387 amino acids.
AUCAACACGUGUUACUGAAGUGAACACAGUCUCACAAACAGUCAAACACUAUUAACGUGGUUAAAUCUUGCCACCGUACAAACGGAAUGGCAUGUUCCAAAGAGACGUUUAUUAACCGUGGCGUCAAAAUUUGUCCUAGUUUGGAAACACAGGGUCGUGGAUUGUUUACAACUCGUAGUUUCAAGAAUGGGGAAACGAUAAUCGAAGAGCAGCCUCUUUUCUCCUGUCAAUUCUCAUGGAAUUAUGCAUAUGGCUAUUCUGCAUGUGAUUUCUGCAUGAGGCCUCUUGAAACAGCUGAAGAAAAUGCACGACGCCUUACAGCCAAGGCUGAUUUGAUACUUCCACAUCCAGAGUGUGAUAGCACUGAUAAGUCCUCACAUGUUAUAUGUUCUCAGUGUGCUGUAACCUAUUGCAGUGUUGAUUGCAAAGAUCAAGCUUGGAAGCAAUACCACAAAACAAUCUGUUGCAACAUGUUUGGAGGAAAUCCUAACCAUCCAUUGGAAAAAUUAAAUGAAGCAUGGAAGAAAAUGCAUUAUCCUCCUGAAACCUCCACAAUCAUGUUAUUAGUGAGAAUCCUUGCUAAUUUCAUUCAGAGAACAGACAGAGAAGAGCUUAAAAGUCAACUGAUGUCACUGUGCCAUCACACUGUCAAUGAAGAAGAAACUAUUGCCCACAAGCUGUUGGGGCAAGAGUUCGAAAGUCAAUUAGAGCUCCUUCGAGAUUUAUGCACUAAGGCUCUUGGAAUGCCGGAAACCAAUGAGUUUCUGACUCCCCAAGGCUUCCGCUCCUUAAUUGCUCUGAUAGGACGAAAUGGACAAGGCAUAGGAACUAGCGCAUUUAGCGUUUGGGUUCGAAAAGUUUCUGAAAAUGACAUUGAUCCUGCAACUGAUGCAUUGAUUGACACCAUUUAUCAAGAAAUGGAAACUGAAUCUGGUGAUUUUCUCAACAAUGAGGGAUCGGCUUUAUUUGCGAUUCAGAGCGCGUGUAACCACAGUUGUGAACCGAACUGUAUUUCGACUUUUCCGUUUUCUAAUCAUACUGUAGCUUUAGUAGCAUCAAAAGACUUGGAAGAAGGCGAAGAAAUAUUUAUCAGUUAUCUUGAUGAAUGCGCCCAGUCGAGAAGUCGACAUUCAAGAAGAAAAAUUUUGAAAGAGAACUAUUUGUUUCACUGUAAUUGUAGUCGAUGCCAACUCGAAGCUGAUGAACCAGAUAUGACUAGCGAAGAUGAAGAAAGCAUGGAAGAUGAUUAAGGUACAAUGCUAAAUAUUGUAUGUAAUCACUUUUCAAUACAUUCAAUUGCUACGCA